This is a messenger RNA of Neocloeon triangulifer, 1312 nucleotides long. RefSeq names its product lactosylceramide 4-alpha-galactosyltransferase-like. The coding region runs from base 136 to 1167 and encodes 343 amino acids. Gene Ontology annotation, molecular function: hexosyltransferase activity. The record is from RefSeq and is a predicted model, not a curated record. The transcript is spliced from 3 exons. Gene Ontology annotation, biological process: glycosphingolipid biosynthetic process. Lineage: Eukaryota; Metazoa; Arthropoda; Insecta; Ephemeroptera; Baetidae.
CAUUUUAUCGCUGAGCUUGAAUAUUUCCCUGCGGCCGAAUUUUUAUCACGGAAACUAUGUUGAUAUCGUACAAGCCAACACAGCACAACAUAUUCUUUUUCACGAGGUUUGACGGUAAAUACCUUUAAACUUGACAUGCAGCGACUGACACUCAUUACCAAUGUUGUCAUUUUUGGUGGAGUAAUUAGUCUGUACUACGUGUCCAUAAUCGAGAUGAUUUCUGUGGAACUUCCGGUGUCUAAAACCUUACCUCUGUUCGACCUGACUAAUUUGGCCGUGAAAAGAAACCACGAUGAAUUUAGAACAAUAUUUGGAUCGAGGGUGAUCGUUUUUAUUGAAACCUCAGGCUCUGGCAGAUUGAGCUCUAGGCAGAUGUGUGCCGUCGAAUCGGCCGCGAAAAGCAACCCUGACGCACAAGUGGUGCUCGUCGUCACAUACCCAGUGCUCGUUAUCAGCUUGGAAAAUAACCCAGCCCUGAGGCUCGUCCUUGGCGUUUACAACAACGUGAACGUCGUCACCCUGAACGCCACAAAAGUGCUCUUUUCGUCAGACUUCAAAACUGUGAUGGAGACCAAAUUCAAGCACUCACAGCAUCCGAUCACCUUCACGAGUGACUUUCUUCGAGUAUGGCUUGUCCUGACUUUCGGUGGCGUCUACUUUGACCUUGACUUCGUCAUCUUCAAGGACUUGACCGCCCUUUUUGAGAAGAGCUUUGUCGUGCACACGCCGAGCGCCGGUCGAAUCACCAACUGUGCCUUCGGCUUCAAAAGGGAACACCCAUUUCUUCAGGAAAUCGUCGCCACUUCUGCAAGGGACUUUGACCCGACGGUCUACGCAUCCGGUCCGUUCGCCUUCAGCAAUGCGGUGUCCCGGUUCUUCGGCGUGUCGGCGGACACCGCCGUUACUCUCGGCCAGAUGGAGGACGUGUACAUUUUGAACCAAACUCAAUUCACACCUAUCGACUACCCUGGCUACAAUGUUUUUUUUGGCAAGGAUGGCGUUGAAUGGUCGGAUAAGUGGAUUGGCGAGGGUUUCGGAGUCCACGUGUGGCACCAAAUGAGCAAAAACCGUGGAGAUCCGAAAUUGGCACACAAUUCAACAGCGCCUUAUGCUGUUCUGGCUCGGAGAUUUUGUCCCACGGCGUUUGGAUGUAACGAUCCGUUUUAGAUAAUUUUUCAGCUUCACGUCAAUGCCAUGAGCAAACAACCUUUUGAAGAAAAGGAAAGCUAUAGCGAAAAGGAUGGUAGAUAGUGAAUAUAAUUAAAUUAAAACAGAGACUGCUGUAAAAAAUGUGUUUUAUUCAAAAUAAAAU